UUUUGAUGACUUUCUGUUUUAGGGCUUAAGGGCUCCGCUGUCGGUGGUGGCGGGGGCCACAGCGGCUCCACAUACAACUACACCUUCCACGGCGACCCCCACGCCAUGUUCGCCGAGUUCUUCGGCGGCCGCAGCCCCUUCGACCACUUCUUCUCACAGAACGGUGGCGACGACACGGUGGACGCCGCCGACCCCUUUGCCGCCUUCGGGAUGGGCGGCUUCCAGCGGCCCUUCAAGUCGCACCUGGGUGGCCCCCACGUCACCCGCGAAAGGCAGAAGGACCCGCCGGUGGUGCACGAGCUGAAAGUGAGCCUGGAGGAGGUCUUCGCCGGCUGCACCAAGAAGAUGAAGAUCUCCCGGAAGAGGCUGAACCCCGACGGGCGAACCACGCGUAGUGAGGACAAGAUUUUGUCGGUGGACAUCAAGCGCGGCUGGAAAGAGGGAACCAAGAUCACCUUCCCCCGCGAGGGCGACGAGACCCCCACUAACAUUCCCGCCGACGUGGUGUUUGUCGUGAAAGACAAACCUCACCCCGUGUUCAGGAGGGAGGGCUCCGAUAUUAUUUACCCUGCCAAAAUA
Molecule: messenger RNA, 579 nt
Organism: Hippocampus comes (tiger tail seahorse)
Lineage: Eukaryota; Metazoa; Chordata; Actinopteri; Syngnathiformes; Syngnathidae
Product: dnaJ homolog subfamily B member 1-like
Exons: 1
Biological process (GO): negative regulation of transcription by RNA polymerase II
Cellular component (GO): cytosol
Molecular function (GO): Hsp70 protein binding; transcription corepressor activity
Source: RefSeq, a predicted model, not a curated record